Messenger RNA from Phalacrocorax carbo (great cormorant), 1998 nucleotides. Lineage: Eukaryota; Metazoa; Chordata; Aves; Suliformes; Phalacrocoracidae. The record is from RefSeq and is a predicted model, not a curated record.
CUCGGCCGCAGCCCCCCGCUCCCCCGGCCCGGCGCGGCCCCGCCCCGCCGCAGCCCCUCGGGCGGACGAGGAGGAAGAUGGCCGGGCGAGGCGGGAGCGUCGCGGAGGCGGGGAACGGCGGAGGCCGCGGCGUUGUGAUUUCAGACAAUUGGCCCGGAUACAGUCUGGAUUUGUUCACUUAUCCUCAGCACUACUAUGGAGACCUGGAAUAUGUGCUCAUACCUCAUGGCAUUAUUGUUGACAGGACAGAACGAUUGGCCAAAGAUAUUAUGCAAGACAUUGGAGACAAUGAUAUUGUGGUUCUCUGUGUCCUCAAAGGUGGCUACAAGUUCUGUGCUGACCUUGUGGAGCACAUUAAAAAUCUCAGCAGAAAUUCAGAAAGGUUCAUCUCCAUGAAAGUCGAUUUUGUUAGACUGAAAAGUUACCACAAUGAUCAGUCUAUGCAAGAUAUGCAGAUAAUGGGAGGAGAUGAUCUUUCAAAGCUGACUGGGAAGAAUGUUCUAAUUGUGGAGGAUAUUGUUGGAACUGGAAGGACUAUGAAGGCUCUGCUUAAUAAUAUAGAAAAAUACAAGCCAAAAAUGAUCAAAGUGGCAAGUUUGUUGGUGAAGAGAACAUCUCGGCCUGAUGGGUACAGACCAGAUUAUUACGGAUUUGAAAUUCCAGAUUUAUUUGUUGUAGGUUAUGCUUUAGACUACAACGAGCACUUCAGAGAUCUAAACCACAUAUGUGUUAUCAAUGAUCAUGGCAAAGCAAAAUACAGAGUCUGAAGCAGUAACAUACUCACCUGAAGAUCUGUUAGCUCAGCGAAGCAGAAAUUCAGCUACACUCCCUCAAGCAUCUCCCAGAAGAGCGAUUCAACUGACUUGUGUUUCCUUCAACUCAGUAUAAUAAGGGGUUUACUCUAGAGAUUCUGAUUAAUAUUUACAGAAUUGACAGCUCUGGUCUAAAAUGUGAAGUAGAGGACUUUUAAAGUUACUACCUUUUUUUAGUAUUAAAAUUACCACAUAAGAUGCAUUUUGACUAAUAAUUUGUCUGCCUGAAUUCUCGUCGUGAACGCCUCUUUUCUUCGCUCAGUCCAUCAUUCUACCCAUUGCAAUUUUCAAAAGAUCAUUCAGAAGUGCCAUUCUGUGCGUGAAGAUUGUUUUACAGAAUUGUAUUGACUUCAGCAUCCCUUUAGCCUUGGUUGGAUAUGCUGCCGCCAAAGCAAAAGCAUUAUUUUGAUUUAAUUUCACACUACAAAAGUUUCACUGGGAGCUGCAUGUUGUGUGAUGGUGCAUUUCUGGCCGUUCAUUACAGCCUCUUCCCAACAGAAGUUUUAACUCUCAGAAUGUGCUGAAUUAGAGUGCUGGUACAAAAUGAACCUUUGCAAGUCAUCAUCAAUCGGAAAUUGGAAGAUGUCACGGUUUUGGUAUGUCGUGUAGCCAUAGAUCCAACCUGUCUGAUGUGCUGAAUUUUAAUCAAGAGGAAACAAUGCCAGGCAGGUUUCAAUGUCUGUGUGGUGUCCUCUUACUUCUAUAGGACACAAACAAGUAAAAAAAUUAACAUAGUGUUCUCCUGUGCGUAUAUUCUCAAUUAAACCUCACUGAACACAGAAGUUUCAUGCUGGUCAGACAAUUAUUCAGUUAUGAUUUAAUUUUUGUAGCAUGUCUAAGUUGAGAUUUUUUGUAACCAUUCAUUGCCUUUGAGAAUACAGAUCUGAAAAUGUUGGAGAAGACUUGUAUAAAAAAGGAAAAAACAUAGAAAACCUGUUAAUGCGUGGAUACUGUAGAGAUUCCUUCCUUCCCUCUUACAUCAUGUUUGAAGAAGUUUGUUAAUUUGCAUGCUGUAUUAAGUGUGAAAAGUUGAAUUUUGUACUGUAUGUAACCGUUCUCAACAACCUCCCGUGGGAAGCCAGCACAAAGUAAGUAGCUGUAUAUCAAUAGCUAUGCCCUGGAUGGUAAGAGGCAGGUUGUUAUUAGCUUCAGGUUCCUUCAAACAAAUAAAGAAACACUAAGAACA